UUCGCAUUUUCACUGUUUUUCUUUCCAAUUAUUUAGAAAAAAAAAUGAUUGACAUUUUGUAGGAUUAAAAAUUAUUUAACGGAUUUAAACUUUAGCCUGUAUAUUACAUCGGCAUGAUAUGUUAAUCAUCACACACCAGGGAAAAUCAAUAGAUUUCUCCCUACACCCCGCGAUGUUCUACACUAGGUAUCAAAUUGAAUAUUAGCACUGCUGCUGCAGAUAUGAUUUUACUCGAAAUCAGUGAUUCUAUAGAGAGGAUCAUUGUUAACAUGGAGAACUGGAAAUUCUUAUUCUGUUAAACUGGGUGCUGGUUAUGUGUUCCUCCUAUGGUGCAUUACAGAAAAGGGUCAUUUUCAAGAGGGAAAUAAACUUUAAAGCCAUGUUACCAGAACCAUUUUGAACCGCCUCUAAGCGAUUCAGACUUCCGGACAAACCGUUUAUAAACUUAACUUUCUUUUAGUUUUAUUUUAUAUACAUCACGAGGCAGAGAGAAUCAAGAAGGUUGUUGUUGUUUUUUGUCAAGACCAAUAAAAUGCAGAAUUCAACAAACUUAACGGACGAUGAAGAGUAUAAGGAUUUUUACGAGACUUCACAAUUUAUCUGUGGAAUGAUACUCUAUCCUGUGAUUUGCAUACCCGGACUUGUCGGAAAUGCACUUUCUUUAAUUGUGUUGUCCAUGAAAAACAUGAAGACCUCUACAAAUGCUUUCCUUGCCGCCCUUGCGAUUUCAGAUUCUAUUAAACUUAUCAACGACCUGAUUUAUUUCAUUGUUUUAGUUCUACAAAGGACAAACCCAGCAGCCGCCAUAAUCGCAUAUGUCAAUAUCUAUCCAUCUGCUCAUUUUAUUUUUAAUAUUUCUACUUGCGUAUCCUCUUGGUUGACAGUCUCCGUUGCAACUGAAAGAUUUAUACUUGUUUGUUAUCCAAUAAAAGCAAAGACUAUGUGCACGCGAUUACGAGCCAUUGUUAUUAGCUGUGUAAUUUAUUUGGUGAUGAUUUCUAUUUCUUUGCCUUGUGCAUUUCGAUAUGAAAAAACGGUCAAAAUUGUAGACAAUAUAACGGAGUUGGAUUUGAACGUUACGGAAUUGUGGAGAAACGAGGAUUUCAAGAUGUAUUACACGUGGUCAUUGAACUUUCUGAGAAGUAACAUUGUUUUGAUAAUUCUCAUUAUACUCAAUGCAUGUAUUAUUUUUUCCCUUCGGAAAGUGCGAGCAAAUAAGAAAAAUACCCAAAGGAACAGAAUUACAUUAAUGAUGAUCGUGGUCAUUAUGGUGUUUGUGAUUUGUAUUCUUCCGGACGCCAUUAUGUCCGUCCUUGGGUUAGGUUACCACGAGGGGACGUAUCUCGAAAGGGGGAUACGAGAGUUUUCAGACACUCUACUGACGAUAAAUGCCGCAGUAAACUUUCUUAUAUACUGUGUAUUCAGCAGAACUUUCCGUCAAAAUUUUAUGAUUCUCUUGCCGCACUGUCCUUUUAAGAAUCCGGAUAAUGGUAAACAAGCCUCUUACAAGAUCGUGGCUGCUAAAGAAACGACCGUCCAAGACGCUCAAUCGGUGUGAGAAAUCAAUGUUGAUUUUACUGGAAGAAAUAUUUCUGCCUUACGUGGACUCAUAGUCAAGCACUAAUUAGUGUUCUUGAUUUGAAUUGGUGCUCAUUGUGGCAUUAUGCAAGGAGGAAACAAAGACAAAGUAUAUUGAACUCUCCUCGUAGUUCAAACAUUCAAGCAUGUAUCUUUUAUUAAAGAUGUUAUCAGGAUCAGUUAUUUGGUCUUCGUUCAUUAAAUGUUUUAUUGAGA
Messenger RNA from Saccostrea cuccullata (small rock oyster), 1794 nucleotides. RefSeq names its product FMRFamide receptor-like. The coding region runs from base 533 to 1558 and encodes 341 amino acids. NCBI's taxonomy places the organism in Eukaryota, Metazoa, Mollusca, Bivalvia, Ostreida, Ostreidae. Gene Ontology annotation, molecular function: G protein-coupled receptor activity. The record is from RefSeq and is a predicted model, not a curated record. Gene Ontology annotation, cellular component: membrane. The transcript has 2 exons. Gene Ontology annotation, biological process: G protein-coupled receptor signaling pathway.